This is a messenger RNA of Alternaria postmessia, 2961 nucleotides long. RefSeq lists its product as uncharacterized. The transcript is spliced from 2 exons. Lineage: Eukaryota; Fungi; Ascomycota; Dothideomycetes; Pleosporales; Pleosporaceae. Bases 1 to 2961 code for a protein of 986 amino acids. The record is from RefSeq and is a predicted model, not a curated record. Gene Ontology annotation, molecular function: protein binding.
AUGAGCGCGAAGACUACACCGGGUCCACGCCAAGCUGCAAGCGUGUUUCGGGCGGACGACGACUACUCUGACGAUGACGGCUUCACUGUAGGCAGUGACCUCGAUGACUUCAUACCUGAAUCGUCACACGAAACCCCGACUCUGGUUUCAACGGUCGUAGAAGGAACAAAGCAAGAAGAAGGGAUGAACUUGGCCAGGGACGAUCGAGAUCUGCGAUUGAACUACGAUAAUCCACAUCAUGCGAGGAAAUGCAGAGACCUUGAUAGCGCAAAAGAGGAGUUAGAUGAUAGUGUGAACGUCGAUCUCAUUGCAUAUGAGAAAGACUGGGCACUCGCUGACUCGAUCCGUAAGCGUCACAUCGACAACAUAGCACUUUUGCUAGAAAGGGGCGCCGAUGCGAACUUUCAAAUCAUCGGUUUACCUCUGAUAUUCCAUGCGGUCAAGCAGAAAGAACACGCACCUCAAAUCAUCCAACUUCUCUUAGAUCAUGGCGCUGACCUGGAAGCUACUUCUGGACCGACUGAUGCGACCGGUAAUGACGAUAUAAAUGCUUUGCAUUGGGCUGCUGGGAAAGGAAUGAUACACGCGGCUGAUUUUUUAAUCAGUAAAGGCGUCGACAUCAGCAAACCCUGCUCGAGCGGGAAGACGCCUCUCAUCCUUGCGGCAGAGAGAGGACAUCUUGAAGUCGUCAAGCUGCUGCUUGCAAAGGGAGCAGGGCUGCAUGAAAGAUAUGCGAACGGUGGUUCUGCUUUGAUGUGGGCAGCGAGUCAAGGGCAGCUUGAGGUCGUUGAUUAUUUGCUGAACCAGGGAUCUAGAGUCGAUGAUUGUAGUGAAGACGGGUUGACCUGUCUAUCCGUCGCCAGCAUGUCAGGUCACCUAGCAAUUGUAGAACUACUGAUCAAGAAGGGCGCAAACAUCAACGCACGGAGUAUUUCGCCGGAAGACUGGACUCCGGCGGUUUUCGCGGCAGAUGAGGGUCAUACCGAAGUACUACAGGCCCUGCUGUCACAUGGAGCAGAUACCAAUGUCUUAACCAGUGAUGGCGACACUAUUCUCGAACUUGCUAUGGAGAAAGGCCACCUGACCACUGCCAAGGUCCUCUUAGAAGCUGUUGGCGGACCCGGAUACCCAAAGGAUAGUGUUGCACUCCAGAUAGCAACUGCACAAUCCGAGACAACGGUAAAAUCAAUAAUGAACACCGUCUCUAUCAUGUAUCGGUAUGUUGACUCCAGGUCUACCGGAUCCGAGUGGCAAGGCUGGAUUCCAUGGGUCUUGGAUCAAGGUGGCAAGCUUGUCAGAUCACAGGCUAUGAUCAAUAUGCUACGCGCCGCACUGGCUUACGAGGAUACUGAAAUCACUGCACAGCUACUCAAAUUAGGAGCGGAUCCAAGUAUGGUCUUCUCCACUGGAUACACGCCACUCACUAUCGCAAUAUCCAAGCACAACUUGAAACUCAUUGAAACACUCCUCGAAGCAGGCGCCGAUCCAGCUAAGCUCUCGAAAGAUGCCACAGGCUGCGAACUUACGCCACUGCAUCAAGCAAUAAUUGGUUGGGAGUAUGGCCAGAAGAAAGGCACGUCUGUCGUGAAGAUGCUGCUAGCGAGUGGUCGAUGCAGAAUAAUGGACGGACAGAAUGCUCAGUCCAGCGCUUUCGCCCGUGUAGUACGCAAAUUUGACAGUUGCGACGACGAAAUCGUCCUAGAGGCCGCAGACAUAGCCCGCCAAAUGCUUGAUUUCACGAACGUAAACGAAGAUCGAUCCGAGGAUGGGUCUACCCUAAUGCACGUUGCUGUCUAUUACAAGCAGAAGGGCUUGAUAGAUCAACUUCGACGAGUAGGGGCCAAUAUUAACGCCAAGGACAACGAUGGCCAUACACCUUUUCUUAUUGCAUGCAAGAGUAAUGUUGAGCUGGUCAACUUCUUGGCUACGCGCUGUGCAGAUGUAUCGGACACGAACAACCGCGGCUAUGGAGCUCUGCAAAUCGCCGCUGCUCAUGGUAAAAUUGAAGUGAUCGAGUUCCUCCUUGGUCUGAAUGUUGAUGAUGAAGAACCACUGAUGGACAUCAACUCCUGCGAUCCCGCCGGUUAUACGCCUUUCAUCGUCGCGAUAUUGGCGGGCAAUGAAGAUGCAGCAUUGUAUCUGCUCGAACGAGGAGCGUACCCCUCAUCUUUUACGCACGACAAUGGAAGAUGUGCGCUACAUUACGCAGCAGGCAAGAGUAUGCUGCGUGUACUCGAGAAGAUUUUACCACGCCGCUCCAUGGGUGGCAUCGACAGACAAGACAACAAAGGUUACACACCUCUUGCACUCGCUUGCAUGGCACCUUCUCCAACCAGUGUAUCCCUCUUGCUAUCCCUUUUCUCAUAUCAACCUGGCGUGGAUGUUAACAUUGUCAACCCCAUAACAGGCGACAGUGCUCUACACAUCGCGCUUAAACGACCUCUGCACAUGUCGCCCAUGGACGCCAGAUACGGCCACCCAGCUCUCGAUCUGCUCCACUAUAUAUAUACCGAUAUCACAGUCCGCGACGCCAAUGGCCGUACACCACUUCAUCUCGCAGCCGAGUUUCAUAAUUUCUCUGCAGCAAAACUCCUCUUAUCCAGGGGUGUAUCACUACACUGCGAAGACAAGAAGGGACGAACGCCACUGUGUCUGUGUUCAAAUCCUGAAAUCGCACAAGCGCUCAUCACUCAUGGUGCGGAUGUCAACCACGGUGAUGAAGACGGGUGGACACCAUUGCAUUACGCGGUAUCGAGGUGCUGGGUCAAGACUUUUGCGGUGCUGAGACAAGCGGGGGCUAGUAUGGAAACUAGGACACGAGAUGAUGGUCUGAGUGUGAAGGAACGAUUGGACAAGUUCGGUACGUGGGACGAUUGGGUGAAUGCAGAAAUUGAUUAUGUGUGUGACGAUGCACAAAGGGAGAAAACGAGGGAAGCCGAGAUGGAGGCUGAAUUUGAGUGA